UCUACCCACCAUCCGACUCUCUUUCAUUUUCACUUCAAAACAAAACAACUGGUGUUUGCCUAAGCUUUUAGCCCCAGACUCCGUUUCACGUUGAAAGCGCAAAAACCCAUUUAACACUAACAAAAGCAAAAAGCCAAAGCCCAGAGAAACAGAAAAGAGAGUAAAAUCUAGGGUUUUGAAAAAUCUGAUUCGGAAUGGGGACUCCAUUUCCGGGCCUGCAACACCGAGACGGUGGUGGCGGCGUGGCGGUAAUGGCGGGACCAGUGAAAGCUAUGGAGCCCACACCGUCGAAGACUUGUUUGAAGAACUCGUCGCUUAAGCCCCCGAUCCUAAUCUUCUUGUUCUUUCACAAGGCUAUACGUUCCGAGCUCGAGAGGUUACACCAUGCCGCCGUCACUUUUGCUACCGCCGGCGGCGAUAUCAAGCCCUUGUUCGACCGCUACCAUUUUCUCCGAGCUAUUUACAAGCACCACUGCAAUGCCGAGGACGAGGUUAUCUUUCCAGCUCUGGAUAUACGUGUAAAGAAUGUUGCCCGAACUUACUCACUAGAGCAUGAGGGAGAAAUUGUUCUUUUUGAUCAGUUGUUUGAGCUGUUAAAGUCAAAUUUGCAAAAUGAAGAAAGCUAUAGAAGAGAGUUGGCUUCUUGUACUGGAGCUCUUCAAACAUCAAUUAGCCAGCAUAUGUUCAAGGAAGAGGAACAGGUCUUCCCCUUGCUUAUUGAGAAGUUUUCAUUUGAAGAGCAGGCCAUGUUGGUAUGGCAGUUUCUUUGCAGCAUUCCUGUCAACAUGAUGGCGAAAUUUCUUCCUUGGCUUUCUUCCUCUAUAUCAUCUGAUGAACGUCAGGACAUGCAGAAGUGCUUGUGCAAGAUAAUUCCAGAAGAGAAGCUUCUUCAGCAGGUUGUAUUUGCCUGGAUGGAAGGGCUAAGAGUGUCUGAAAUGCAGAAAAGUUGCGAAGAUAAUCUUAAGGUCAGAUGUCAAGAUUCUGUGGCUAGCGCCUUUAUCAGUCAGACUGAGCAGGGGAAGUGUGCAUGUGAAUCUUCCAAAACUGGUAAAAGGAAGCAUAUGGAGCUAAAUGCUGAUCAUACCAAUUCCACUGUUUCUUGUCCUAUAGAUGAAAUAUUGCUUUGGCAUAAAGCUAUAAAAAUAGAGUUGAAUGAUAUAGCUGAGGCUGCUAGGAAGAUACAAAUUUCUGGAGAUUUUUCUGAUUUGUUUGCAUUCAACAAGAGGCUGCAAUUCAUUGCAGAGGUCUGCAUCUUUCACAGCAUUGCCGAGGACAAAAUUAUAUUCCCUGCUGUAGAUGCAGAACUCUCUUUUGCUCAGGAGCAUGCAGAAGAAAAAAUUCAAUUUGACAAGCUUAGGUGCCUGAUAGAAAGCAUCCAAAGUGCUGAAGCCAACUCAACGUCUGCUGAAUUUUGUACAAGGUUGUGCUCUCAGGCUGAUCAAAUAAUGGACAACAUACAGAAACAUUUUCAUGAUGAGGAAGCUCAGGUUCUUCCACUUGCUCGAAAGCAUUUUAGCGCUGAAAAACAGCGUGAACUCCUGUAUAAGAGUUUAUGUGUGAUGCCCUUGAAAUUGAUUGAAUGUGUCUUGCCAUGGUUGGUAGGAUCAGUUAGUGAUGAAGAAGCCUUAUUCUUCCUCCAGAAUAUGUAUAUGGCAGCUCCAGCAUCAGAUUCUGCACUGGUCAAACUUUUUUCUGGCUGGGCCUGUAAAGGUCGUUUAAGGAAUGUUUGCUUGUCUUCAAGUGCAAUCAGUGGUUGUUCUGCAAGGGUGUCGACCGGCAAGGAAGAAUAUGUUAGCCAACCGCUCUGUGCAUGCGCUUCUUUGUCUUCUUCUGAGGAAAAACGUUCAUUCACUCAAGCAGAUGACAAUAGAAGGCCGGUCAAACGUGGAAUCUCAAUACCACAGGAAGACAGUGAUGCUCAUCAUUCUACGGAAGCUGGGAAUUCUGUUAUAUUACCUUGCAGUAAUCAGUCUUGCUGUGUCCCUGGGUUAGGAGUGAAUGGCAAUAAUUUAGGAGUGACUUUAGCUGCAGCAAAGUCACUACGCUCCCUAUCCUUUAGUCCUUCUGCUCCUUCCCUUAAUUCAAGUCUUUUUAACUGGGAAAUAGACAUAGCCUGUACUGAUGCUGGAUCUGCAACACGACCUAUUGAUAACAUAUUUAAAUUUCAUAAAGCCAUUCGCAAAGACUUGGAGUAUUUGGACGUUGAAUCCGGAAAGCUUAAUGAUUGCAAUGAGACCUUUCUUAGGCAGUUUACUGGCAGAUUUCGUUUGUUAUGGGGUUUAUAUCGGGCUCAUAGUAAUGCAGAGGAUGAUAUAGUAUUCCCAGCAUUAGAAUCUAAAGAGACUCUUCAUAAUGUGAGCCACUCUUACACUCUGGACCACAAGCAGGAAGAGAAACUAUUUGAGGAUAUUUCUUCUGUGCUUUCUGCACUUACACAACUGCAUGAGCGCUUGAACAGUACAAAAUUUUCUGAUCAUUCAGUUGAAAGUAACUUUGAUUCUUCUGAUCAUAAUGAUACCAUGAGAAAGUAUGAUGAGCUCUCCACUAAGCUUCAGGGCAUGUGCAAAUCCAUUAGAGUAACAUUGGAUCAACAUGUUUUCCGGGAAGAACUAGAGUUGUGGCCACUGUUUGACAGACAUUUUUCUGUGGAAGAUCAGGACAAAAUUGUUGGUAGAAUAAUUGGUACCACAGGUGCAGAAGUCCUUCAAUCAAUGUUGCCAUGGGUCACUUCUGCUCUUACUCAGGAGGAGCAGAAUAAAAUGAUGGACACGUGGAAGAAUGCAACUAAAAAUACAAUGUUCAGUGAAUGGCUUAAUGAAUGGUGGGAGGGAAAUUCUGCUGCAUCUCCACAGACGACAACAUCGGGGAGUAGCAUUUCACUAGGCACUGAUGCUUAUGAAAGCUUGGACCACAGUGAUCUCACUUUCAAGCCUGGAUGGAAAGAUAUCUUUAGGAUGAAUCAAAAUGAGCUUGAAUCUGAAAUAAGAAAAGUUUCUAGAGAUUCAACUCUUGAUCCAAGAAGAAAAGCAUAUCUUAUUCAAAAUCUUAUGACCAGUCGGUGGAUAGCAUCUCAGCAGAAGUUACCUCAGGCAACAGCAGGUGAAAGUUCAAAUUCUGAAGAUUUACUUGCAUGUUCUCCAUCGUUUCGUGAUUCAGAGAAACAAGUAUUUGGGUGUGAGCAUUACAGCAGAAAUUGUAAGCUCCGUGCUGCUUGCUGUGGCAAGUUAUUUACAUGCAGGUUCUGCCAUGAUAAAAUCAGUGACCAUUCAAUGGAUAGGAAGGCUACAACUGAAAUGAUGUGUAUGUGCUGCUUGAAAAUUCAGCCUGUUGGACCAGUUUGCUCAACUCCUUCAUGUGGUGGACUAUCAAUGGCAAAGUACUAUUGCAGUAUUUGCAAAUUUUUUGAUGAUGAAAGGACAGUUUAUCAUUGUCCUUUUUGCAAUUUAUGCCGUCUGGGGAACGGACUUGGCAUUGAUUACUUUCACUGCAUGACGUGCAAUUGUUGCCUGGGGAUAAAGUUGGUAGAUCACAAGUGCCGGGAGAAAGGUCUGGAAACAAACUGUCCCAUUUGCUGUGAUUUUUUGUUCACGUCAAGUGCGACUGUUCGAGCUCUUCCAUGUGGCCAUUUUAUGCAUUCAGAUUGCUUCCAGGCGUACACCUGCAGUCACUAUGUUUGCCCAAUUUGUAGCAAAUCUUUGGGAGAUAUGGCCGUUUACUUCGGCAUGCUUGAUGCUCUAUUGGCUUCUGAGGAACUCCCAGAAGAAUACAGGGAUCGUUGUCAGGAUAUACUGUGCAACGACUGUGAUAAGAAGGGGACCGCAGCCUUCCACUGGCUAUACCACAAGUGUGGGUUUUGCGAAUCCUAUAAUACCCGGGUAAUUAAGGUUGAUUCCAGUCACAACUGUUCAACAUCAAACUAGUUAGAACAUGCGGCGGCUUUCUUCUUGGUUUUAUUUGGGUUGUAAAUACCUUUGGCGGCAGCAUACUUACACAAGGCUUUGUAGAGUAAACAUUCCACAAAAAAAAAAUAGUGAAUACAAUUUUCCCGAAAAUUUCAGUGUUAUACCCUAAAACUGGUGAUCAUUCCCAAAGUUAGGAGGAUAGUGGAUGUUUGUUCCUUUUUAAUGAGUUUUCAACUGUUCUUUUCAUCAAUAUAGAAAUUGAAAAUAUAUUGCAUU
Quercus lobata is the source of this 4178-nucleotide messenger RNA. RefSeq names its product zinc finger protein BRUTUS-like. Gene Ontology annotation, molecular function: zinc ion binding; ubiquitin protein ligase activity. Gene Ontology annotation, cellular component: nucleus. The record is from RefSeq and is a predicted model, not a curated record. The coding region runs from base 195 to 3920 and encodes 1241 amino acids. NCBI's taxonomy places the organism in Eukaryota, Viridiplantae, Streptophyta, Magnoliopsida, Fagales, Fagaceae. Gene Ontology annotation, biological process: protein ubiquitination; ubiquitin-dependent protein catabolic process. The transcript is spliced from 14 exons.